Cyphomyrmex costatus is the source of this 2408-nucleotide messenger RNA. RefSeq names its product sorting nexin 33-like protein SH3PX1 (gene SH3PX1). The record is from RefSeq and is a predicted model, not a curated record. NCBI's taxonomy places the organism in Eukaryota, Metazoa, Arthropoda, Insecta, Hymenoptera, Formicidae. Gene Ontology annotation, molecular function: phosphatidylinositol binding; protein binding. Gene Ontology annotation, cellular component: plasma membrane; cytoplasmic vesicle. The coding region runs from base 579 to 2192 and encodes 537 amino acids. Gene Ontology annotation, biological process: endocytosis; endosomal transport; plasma membrane tubulation. The transcript is spliced from 5 exons.
UGGGUUGAACGCGACCAUUGUUGACAGUAAACCGCGUGAUAACGAUUAAUCUCCAUUUCCUUCGAUCGCCGUGGCAGCUUUCGCUGCGCUUCCCUGUAAAUUGAAACAUCUACUCGAAAUGAAAUAAAUCUUUAUACGUGUAUCCAAUCCCUCGCGUUUCGAAGAGAAAAGAGAAUCGAGAGGAAAGGAAAAUUUGACGGCAGUUGAACGCAGCUAAUUGUGAGAAACGUAUAUACGGCGAAUCCGUAGAUAUAGAUAUCUAUAUGCUUCGACGGGAAGCAACGGAAUACGGAAAGCGAUAAAAUUGUGGAAUGGUCGGACGAAGGGAAGAGGCAAUGUAGGAGGUGUGCGCGAUUAACGUUAGGAAGCGGAUAGAUCGUUGUUCUUCGCGUUGGUACAGUCAUUCCCAGCGGCGGAGCUCCAGCUGGCCACCGCUCAGUGAGAUACCGAGCGCCCAAAUGUCAGACAGCUCUUGACGGCGGGGGGCCGAGGAGUGGGAAUGUGACCGGGCGCAGCAUCUCUCGGUGGAGUUUGAAUUUCCUCAGCGAAUCGCGUCCGGCCGCGCGAAUCGUGCAACGAUGGAGAAUCAGCAGGUGAGAGCGUUGUACGAUUUCACGGGCGAGUCGGGAACAGCGGAGCUGUCAAUCACUGCCGGCGAGCUUCUGACUGUCAUACGGGACAACGUAGGUGAUGGCUGGUGCGAGGGAUUUAAUCAGAGCGGCCAGUCAGGACUGUUCCCAGCGGCGUAUGUCCAAGUGGUACAAGUCGACCAAGUUGCGCCUUCUUCCAAUACUAUGACAUCAUCCCAACAAAGUUCAGGAGAUUAUUGGGAUGAUGAUUGGGACGAUGAUUCCGAAGUUGGACAAACGCAGGCUUAUGUCCCAUCUACGCAGCAGCAGCCACAAAUGAUAUCACUGUCGCAACAGAAUAACGUCAGCGACCAUGGAGAUCCAGUGUCCAUGCACACUAUACAUUCUGUGAUACCCGAGAGACCUAUACCAAAUGCACCAAAGAAAAACAAUAAGUUUUCUACGUUAAUCAAGUCGGGCGAAGAUAGUUUUCUGCUGGGUGUCAAAAUGGUAACUGUGCCUGACAGCGAGAAAAUUUUUAUAGAAGAAGGAGAGGGUAAUCGAUGCACGUGGUUACCAACUGGUGAAUCCUACAGUUGCGUCGUCACAUCGCCCAAAAAGGAGUCCAAACUGAAAGGUCUCAAAAGCUUCAUCGUCUACCAGUUAACUCCUACGUUCAAUAAUAUACAAGUCUCGAGGAGAUAUAAGCAUUUUGACUGGCUGCACGAACGCUUGGAAGAGAAGUAUUGCUUUAUUCCGAUUCCGCCGCUACCUGACAAACAGAUAUCGGGACGCUACGAGGACGCGUUUAUCGAGCACCGACGUACGCAAUUACAGGAGUUCGUCGAUUAUGUCUGUCGACACCCCGUGUUAUCGCGCAGUCGUGUCUGGGAGCAUUUUAUCACCUGCACGGAUGAGAAGCGAUGGAAAGCGGGGAAACGGCAGGCAGAGAAGGAUGAGUUAUUAGGAGUGAAUUACUUCAAUGCUAUUCAGUGUCCGGACGCACCACUGGACAUCAUAAAGAUGGAGCUCCAGACAGAUGCCUUUAACAGAUUUAUCAGCGGUCUGGAUCCAGUGGUGAAGAACUUCAUGGCUAUGGCGGUCGAUCAGGCGAAGAAACAUCAAGUAUUAUACAAGAGAGAGUUUCAAAAGAUCAGUCAAUCGUUCACGUCACUCAGCCACGCUCUGGAGGCGGACGACAACGGCCGCGGUAGAUUGACACGUGCAUUGAAAGCGACCGGUGACGCUUAUAACGAUAUCGGUAAACUGUACGAAGAACAGCCGAAGUUCGAUUGGGAGCCGUUAUCCGAUAAGUUCCAUAUUUAUCGCGGUAUUAUCAGCAGCUUUCCCGACGUCACCAGCAUUCAUAAGAGCGCCAUGCAAAAACGAAGGGAUUGCGAGCGACUGGUCAGCGAGCAUAAAAUGGAGCCGCAGCAAUUACGCGAUCUUUCCCAUCGGACGGAUGUGAUAGCUCGUGCGCUGAUCGCCGAGGAGACCCACUUCCAGACGGAACGGGAAGUGCAUGUAAAUAAGGCCGUAAGGACGCAUCUCACGGAACAAAUCGCUUUCUAUCAGAAAAUAGUUGAUAAAUUACGGGAGGCGUUAAAUACAUUCGACGGAUAAUAUUUAUAAUUGCCACAAUCUGCCUAAAAGUAACAUAAUCCGGCCGCUUUAAGGCCGACACCGAUGCUAGCUAAAAAAGAUAUCUCAGUCAUAAUAAGGAAAUGCAUACAGUGAAAUAUUGUACAUACAUUAGGUUCUAAUCUAUUUGAAUCAGCACAGUCAUAAUUGAACGUUAAAGAAUAUCAAUACAGCUGUGCAUAGCCGCCAAGUAUUUAU